AUGGGCAGUAUUGGUAGCGCCAACGCCGCUUUGCAUCUCAGCGCUGAUAUUAUCAUUAUCGGGGGAGGCUUCUCCGGUCUUUACGCACUAUACAAAGCACGCGAGCUCGGCUUGACAGUGAAACUGAUCGAGGCCGGCUCUGAUUAUGGCGGCACAUGGCAUUGGAAUCGAUAUCCUGGUGCAAGAGUCGACACCGAGACUCCGUACUAUUCCCUGUCCAUUCCCAAACUGUGGAAAACAUGGACAUGGACUGAGCGAUUUCCUGGGCAUGAAGAGUUGAGAGCAUACUUCAGGCACUGUGGGACGACUCUAAACGCAUAUGAAGACACGUACUUCAACACAGUCGUUGAUGGAGUCUCUUUCAGGGACGGCAAAUGGCAUCUGAAUAUACGAGACGAAGGUACCGCUGUCUGCAAAUACCUCGUUCUAUCCACCGGCUCCUCAUAUAAGAGACACUAUCCUAACUUUAAGGAUAUGGAGAAGUAUAAGGGCCAGCUUGUACACUCGGCAGCCUUUCCCGAGGGUGGUCUCGAUGUCAAGGGCAAGCGAGUUGCUGUAAUUGGAAACGGCGCCACUGGCGUGCAAAUCGUGCAGGAAUUGGCGAAGGAAGACUGCGAUCUGACAGCAUACAUUCGAACGCCAAACAUUGCAUUGCCAAUGAAGCAGCGUAAGAUGUCUGCCGAGGAGCAGGAGGCUGCUAAGUCAUUCUACGGAGCUGCUUUUCAGAGUGCAAAAAACUGUCGGUCAGGGUUUCCCUACAACACAACGACCAAGCUUCUCAGCGAGGUAUCGGAAGAGGAAUGGAAAGCACAAUUCGAGGAGCUCUGGGAAAGGGGCGGCUUCUCAUUCCUGCUCUCGAACUACCGAGACUUUCUGGUCUCGAGGGACGUCAAUAAAGUGUUCUACAAAUUCUGGGCCGAGAAGGUCAGAGAACGAAUGAAAAACCCGGAAAAACGUGACAUUGUCGCACCGUUGGAUCAGUCCAUCUUGUUCGGGACAAAAAGAUCUUCGCUCGAGCAAGAUUACUACGAGAGUCUGGACCGAGACAACGUAACGGUCCUCAAUCUCAAACAAUCUGGCCUAUCUCAUUUUACAGAGAAGGGGAUAGUGACUGCCGACGGCAGAGGACGAGAAUACGACAUCGUGGUACUUGCGACAGGCUACGACAGCCUCACGGGCAGUCUGACAGACCUUAACAUCGAAGACACCUCCGGCCGGCUGCUGCAGGAAAAGUGGAAGCAGGCCACCUACACCUACCUUGGGCUGAUGAUUGACGGCCUGCCCAACGCGUUCCUAACGUACAGUCCCCAGGCUCCAACAUCGCUCGCGAACGGUCCACCCAUCAUCGAGAUUCAAGUGGACUGGAUCGUCGACGCCAUUAAGAAAAUGCGGGACGAGGGUAUCGACACCAUCGUACCUCGCUUCGAAGCAGCAGAGAAAUGGCGCGAGGAUAUUCAGGAGAUGAAUUCCAAAACACUGUUUCCAUAUACGGAUUCUUGGUAUAUGGGCGCCAACAUCCCUGGCAAACCUCGUGAGCAGUUGAUAUAUCUGGCUGGCGUGGACGUGUAUGCGAAGGAGGUCAGGGAGGCACUAGAUGGCUGGAAAGGUUUCGAUGUAAGAAUGACGACACAGAAGGAGGCUAAGGAUGCACAGUCUGGUGUUGAGUCCUUGCAUCUGACGGAGAAGUGA
Messenger RNA from Cyphellophora europaea CBS 101466, 1689 nucleotides. RefSeq lists its product as uncharacterized. The coding region runs from base 1 to 1689 and encodes 562 amino acids. NCBI's taxonomy places the organism in Eukaryota, Fungi, Ascomycota, Eurotiomycetes, Chaetothyriales, Cyphellophoraceae. The record is from RefSeq and is a predicted model, not a curated record. The transcript has 3 exons. Gene Ontology annotation, molecular function: oxidoreductase activity.